AUGAGGUUCUUCAUGUUGACAAUUUGCCUCUUGGCAACCGUAGCCUUGGCUUCUGCCUACCAGAAGAAGGCAGCUAUCCUCGGACAAAAAUCCUUCCUGGCCACUAUACCUUCCAGCUGCAUGGAAUAUGUCGAAAAGCUAGUCAAGUGGGAGAUCAUUGAGUCAAGCAAAAAGGAAAUUGACUGGAUCUUCAAAUGGCCCAACAGCACUACUUGUGCCCAAUUUGUCAGCGAUCAGCUCACCGAGGAGGAUGUUGAUCCCUGCAUGCAGUGCCUCCUGCCCUAUGAGCAACAUGUCAUCAAACUGCCCGGUUGUCAGAACUGCUACGACAAUUUCACUCAAGCUAAGAAACUCUGUAAACGCUGUCUCACGGAGAUUGUAUAUGUGACUGAGGCAGUGACCUGUGCGGUGGAGGCAAAGGUCAAGCUGAUACUGACUCUCCUGCAUUUGGGCGUAUAA
Molecule: messenger RNA, 459 nt
Organism: Dibothriocephalus latus
Lineage: Eukaryota; Metazoa; Platyhelminthes; Cestoda; Diphyllobothriidea; Diphyllobothriidae
Source: the annotation of a GenBank genome assembly